Symbiodinium sp. CCMP2456 is the source of this 2580-nucleotide messenger RNA. Lineage: Eukaryota; Dinophyceae; Suessiales; Symbiodiniaceae. The record is from the annotation of a GenBank genome assembly.
GCCCACAUGCACCCCGCCGAGAAGCUGGCUUGUGACCUGUUGGCCGAAGGUGCUACAUUGCAGGCAAAGGACUUGGAACGCUUGUAUGACCUUUUGCCCAAGGAAGUAUCGCCACGUGACCCUGAAGGCCGCCUCCCUAGCUCAUUCAGUUCGGGAGUGUACAACAAGGGUGGGAUCACGGGCCUCAGGAAGGCAUGCCACGAUUUCCCGAAGGCCACGAGAUGCUUCACCAAGUUUGUCAGGACGAUGCAGCCGAAUCAUGUGUUCAGCACGUUGAGCCUUUAUGAUAACGAUUGCACAUCCCUUCACAUGGACAGCAGGAACUCCCCUGUGGGCAACUUGGUAUUGCCCUUGACAAAGUUUUCAGGAGGGGAGGUGUGGCUGAAGGAUGAAAAUGGCACAGUACCACAGAGCUUGGAGCAGGGUGAGGUGAUGGGGAAGGCCGCCGCGAUACCAACGGAUGGCCUCACCUUCAACGCCAAGGAGACUCUACAUUGCACCAUGCCAUGGACGGGACGGAGACUCGUCGCUGUGGCUUUCACGGUUGCGAGGCUGGAUGCACUUAAACCUGCUGACAAACGCUUGCUUGUGGACUCAGGGUUCAACCUCCCUUCGGAUGCAUCGGAUUGCCAGGAGCUGUCCGCGGUUGGGGAGAGUUCAGACUCUGAUUAUCCUUCGCCCAGUGCCGCUGUGGGCGAACCGUCCACGGCGCUUGACGACUCCUUCAAACCCGAACUUUGCGGGAACUUUGGAGGCCCGUUGAACUUGGAGUGGGACGGGCAAGAGACACCCAUGACAGACGGGUACGGCCUCUGUUCGCCUACUCGCUGGCUGCCUGCCUCGAGGGGGGCCACGCUUUCGCAGCAGGCAAGGGACAUGGCGGGGCGGCUGCGCGAGCUGGUUCGCACUUUUGUCUUAAGACAGGUCCCGGAUUACAGACAGUUGUGUUUGAGGCUGGCAGCAGCUCACAUCGAUAGCUCACCGUUCGACUACAGCUCUUUGCAACGCUUGCGCGAGGAGUGGGCCACAAUCGUUUGUGACAUCGAAGGCAUCAAGCAUGAGGACCUACUCGAGGUCUCAACUUCUCAGCCCUUCUACUUACGGCUGCUGGCUUGCACGGCUCGUCUACUUGAGGACCCAGACUUGCAGAUCCUUACAGAGGGGGAGGAGUGCUUUGAAAAGGGUGUCCCACUGGGAUAUGACGAAGUGAUCCCGCGCGUGCCACAGGUCUUUGAGCGGAAGGUCAAAUGGCGCAAGUUGGACGAGAGCUCAUUCGAGGCCAUCAGGGACAACUACACAAGCGCCAAGCUUACCGUGCAAGAGUUGGAGUUGAAGUUUCGUGAGGAAGAGAAGCUCGGGAGGAUGUACCCAACUACUUUCGCAGCUCUCGCGGCUGAGCAUGGCGAGGAUCGUGUCAGGGUCGCGGCAAUGGGUGCUGUGGCCAAGCCGGACGGCACGGUCCGCCCGCUGCACGACGGGACACGUGGCGUGAAGGUAAAAAACGGCAUCCAUCUUGUUAACCAGACGGCAACCCCAGGGCCGGCCGAGGUUGCACAUGUUGUCAGUUCGGCCAAACGUUCUCGCGAGGCGGCAUUCGGCAUUUCUGCGGAUGUCACGGCCGCACACCGGCUAGUCAAGCACAGGCGUAAGGAUCACCCGCUAAUGGCCUGCAAAGCCGAUUCUUCGAGCUCGGUCUUGUGGGUUAAUACCGUGGGCACUUUCGGUUUGAGUGUCGCUUCGUUUUGGUGGAGCCGCUUGUUUGGGAUAGUGGGGUUCACUGUAGCAAGAGCUCUCCUUCAGGAGUGGUUCUACCAGCUCUGCUACGUUGAUGACAUGCACGGUGUCUUCACGGGACAGCAGAAGUUCCGCAACCUCAUCAUGUGGUUCGUCUUGUACCUUGCUUUGGGAACGCCGUUUUCCUUUAAGAAAUUUAAAGGUGGCUUUAAGGUUCCUUUUGUAGGAUAUGAGCUUGACUACAGCACCUGGAGAGUGGGGAUGUCCGAUGCCAGAGGUGCAUGGAUCACAUCUUGGAUCCGGGACGCACGUGCCAACAGGUUUGUGGUCCAGGUGGACGCCCCGUACUUGUUUGACGAGCAAGAAAAGUCGCAAUGGGCGUCGGGCUCCGCAGAGCUCCUCGCAACUUUGGCGGCGCUGCAUGCAUUCGGCUACCUGUCUGCAUGGGUCAACAGGACCAUGCUCGAUGUCGAAUGCAUCGCAGACACAGACAAUCAGGGCAACUCCAGGUUGCUGAAGAAAAGGUCAUCCACAAAAUGGCCUCUCAUGCUCAUAAACAUGCAAUUGUCAGAUUUGCUGCUUCGUGCAUCGCUCAAACUGCUCUUGAAUUGGAGACCACGCAGCGAGAAUCAACAUGCUGACGAUUUGACGAACGAAGUGUUCACCAGUUUUUCUUCAGAGCACCGCAUUGAUCUUAAGUACGCUGAUCUGCCACUUGCUUUCUUGCAUCAGUUGUGGGAGACGAAAGAAAGUUUCGACAUGGCGCGAAGGGCUCAGGCCGCGCUUGCAGCAGAUGCCUCGGGGCAUUCACUCAGGAAGCGGAAGGCGGAGAAGACGCCUUGGUAG